UUUAGGAAUUUUAAUAAUGGCAACCUUGACUGCAUCGCAGGCUACUUAUUUUUCUGACGGAUCUUCUACAAAUCCAGAUGUUGGCUUUCAGCGACCUAAAAAGCGCUCACGUAUAAAUGGACUUAGUGAACGCCCGCUUAAACGAAUAACUAGAUCUCAACUGACGAAACAACACACUACUGCCGAAAAAGUGCCUUCUGAAAAAUCCACUACGUCCGUCCAUUCGUCACAACAAGGCGGUACUCAUCAGACCGGUCCUAAACGUGGAGCGCCUCGGGGCAAACCGAAACCUACUUCAACUAGAUUUAAGCCAAAAGCUAAAACUACAAAAGGUUCGAAGAAGCCCAAUAUUUUAAAAAACAACAAUAAAUCAAGCUACCAUAGAUGCCUUGAAUGUUCUUAUGUAGUUAAAUCAUUCAAAGUUCAUUUUGGUUUAACAAAACGGCGUCCUUGGUUUACUUGUAAUCAAUGUAAAUUCAAGACAAAAUGUAAAUGGUUAUCUGAUCGACAUAAUUUGCUUUCUUCUUACAAUGUCACAAAUGUUGUUAGACGUCCAUUUGGAAGACUUCAAAAACCUUCAUCUUCAACUAAAUUACUUCAUUGCUCUUCUUGUAAAGUAUUCAGCUCAAUCUCUUUUCAAGAAUUACUUGAACAUUUAUCAAUGUGCAAAGGAUCUCAAAUGUUUACGACUAAAUCAGAAACUGAAAUUACUAAAGAAGAAUUGGAUGAAGUAGAACUUUUUGGUUCAAUUAGUUUAUCUGGAGAAAAUAUUAAAUUGAAAAAUGAUCUUGAAACUGUUGAAGGGCAGAAAGAAGGAAAUUCAGAAACAAAGGAUGAAAUUAAAGAAUAUUUUUCUCACUUUCUUCCUUUAUCUCGUCUCAAUAACAUUAAUCCAAUAAUGGUCAAGCAUUUUUAUGAAAAUGAAAAUAAAAAUGAUGAGGGGAAUGGUGACGAUAAAUUAAAGAAAAUUAAGUUGGCUUUAAUUGGCGAAGAAAAAAUGAAAAAGCUUUAUUGAUAUAAAAAAUAUACUUUUAAAUUAUAUAAAUAUACAAAUACCGAUUUUACUUUAAACGAUUUUUUGCUUUUAAAUACUUAUCAAACAAAAACGGGAUAAAUAAAUAUUUUUAGUUUUUCUUUUAUUUUUAAAACUUGAGAAUUUAAAAAAAUAUAUUUAACUUAAAUAUAAACAGAAAAUGAAAUUGUUUUCUUCAAGACUUACACCUUCUAGCAGGGGUGUGCGAGUUUCGCCUUUUUUGGACUUUCGCCUUUCGCUUUUUAAAAUCACUUUCGGCACACCCCUGCCUUCUAACAUUUUAAAUUUAAUUUUAAGCCUAGCACAAUUAAUUAUAAAACUCAUUUUUAAGUCUCUUGUCAUCAAAACUUCAAUUUUCUUUUGUGAAUAUUUUAAAUAAGAUCCCUCAAUACUGUUUUUAUGUUUGUAUUUUUAUUUCAUUUCAAACAGGCUUUUUAUUCUCACAUAAAAAUCUUUUCAUUUUUAUUUCCUUGAUCAUUUUAUUAUUCUACCUCCAUUGAAAAUUCCCUGCUUAUAUCCUCAAUCCCUUUAUUUAUUCAAGCUAUUGCCUACGAGCGAAGAAUUGACCGUCAAUAUAUUCCUAAAUUUCUUUUCGUUUGAUUUAAUUGUCGAUAUACAUACAUAGAAUUACAUUAUUAUUUUUAUUAAAUUUUGGAAAUUUUUAAUUAGUAACUUUCCAAAAGCCAAAUUAUUCGAGGAUUACGCUUUAAAUAUUAUAAUUUUUGCGUAUUUGUGUGGUUAUUUUGGUCCUUUGUCUGUCUAAUAUAGACACCUGAUUGUCCAAAGUUUUUGUAUACCUUUUUUUAACUUUUGUUUCUAGCUCUUAAGGAUAUAUGUAUGUAAGACUAAAUAGGUAAAAUUAACCGGUUGUUGGGUGAUAUAUUUCUAAUUAAAAUGUUUGCAUGCUGAGAUUUCUAAAGAAAAUUUUUAUUCACGAUUAAAAUCUACAUAUUCUAAACAUUGUCAACGAUUAAAAUUUUCGCAACAAGGAACGUGUUGUGGCCGUAUUGCCUAUUGUUCUGGCUUUGUGUGGUUUGAUUUAUGUGAUUACUGGUUUGGCUUUGUCGCACUUUUGCGCAACAUCGCGUAAUAUCCAUCUGCAUUAUAACUGUCCUAUGGAUUUUUGAUUUAUUUAUUUUGUUUAUAUUUCUUGACAU
Messenger RNA from Meloidogyne enterolobii, 2190 nucleotides. The record is from the annotation of a GenBank genome assembly. Lineage: Eukaryota; Metazoa; Nematoda; Chromadorea; Rhabditida; Meloidogynidae.